Molecule: messenger RNA, 2662 nt
Organism: Chara braunii
Lineage: Eukaryota; Viridiplantae; Streptophyta; Charophyceae; Charales; Characeae
Source: the annotation of a GenBank genome assembly
CCAACAGGCUCUUUGAAGUUCUUUAAAGCAAGUUAAUCUUCCAAUAUAAAAAAAAAAGAAAAAAAAAAGAAGAAGCUAAUCUUCCAAUGGAUGGCAUGGUAAAAAUGAUGACGAUAAUGAUGAUGGUGAUGAUGAUGAUGAUGAUGGUGGUGGUGGUGAUAAUGAUGAUGAUGAUGACGAUGAUGAUGAUAAUGAUGAUUUUGUGGCAGUACGUUGAUGCUGCAUUUGGCACAGGUGUUCUGAAAAUUACACCAGGCCAUGACCCAAAUGACUACGCAAUCGGGAUGAAGAGAAAUCUUCCAAUUAUAAAUAUCAUGGAGAAAGACGGGCGAAUGAACAAAAACGCAGGGCAAUAUGCGGGUCUGGAUCGUUUUGAUGCACGAACGAAGUUGUGGGAAGAUAUGGAAGAAGCAGGUCUGACAAUCCGGAAGGAACCAUACCAGAUGCGUGUGCCCAGAUCGCAACGUGGAGGAGAGGUUGUUGAGCCUUUGGUUAGCAAACAAUGGUUUCUGAAGAUGGAGCCCCUUGCAAAGCCAGCAAUAGAGGCAGUGCGGAAGGGGGACAUACGUAUCAUUCCAGACCGCUUUGAGAAGAUAUAUAAUGGAUGGCUGGAGAACAUAAAGGAUUGGUGCCUUAGCAGACAGCUGUGGUGGGGCCAUCGACUGCCUGUUUGGUAUGUAAAACAUGGUAACAGCAGUGGCCUGCAAGAGGGAGAAGGGGAGGACUAUGUUGUUGCACGGGAUGAGCUGCAAGCCUACUCCUUGGCCCGUGCCAAAUUUGGACCAUCUGUGCAUCUGGAACAGGACCCGGAUGUGCUUGACACCUGGUUCUCAAGCGGUCUGUGGCCAUUUAGUACACUUGGCUGGCCAGAUGAAUCAUCAGCGGAUUUAAACAAGUUUUACCCGACAACAGAUGUGAACCUCUCCAUGGAACGUUUGAAGUCGAACAAGGCCCUGACGAAUAAGCUGUGGAAUGCGGGCAAGUUCAUAUUGCAGAAUCUGGGAUCCUUCGAUUCGCAGGACUAUGCCUACCUCCGGUUUAGCGAUACCAACAAACUUAUGUCACUGCAGCUAGUUGAUCGAUGGGUGAUAAGCAAGCUGCAUCUUCUAGUCCACUCGACAACUACAGCGUACAAAAAGUUCGACUUUGGCGAGGCUGGGCGCGGGAUCUAUGAAUUCUUUUGGUCUGAUUUUGCUGACUGGUACAUCGAGGCCUCCAAGACCAGGCUAUAUCAGAAAGAAGAUCCAGAAGCUACACAAUGUGCACAGCAAGUACUUGUCUAUGUUUUUGACACUAUUUUGCGUAUGAUCCAUCCGUUCAUGCCAUUCGUCACUGAAGAACUGUGGCAGGUUAUGCCUCAUUCAGGGCAAUCCCUCAUGGUUAUGCCUCAUUCAGGGCAAUCCCUCAUGGUUGCAGACUGGCCAUCGAUCGGCCUACCGUCAGAUCAACAUUCCAUUCAGCAGUUUGAGGAUUUGCAGAAUUUGAUCAGGGCCAUCCGCAAUGCAAGAGCCGAAUACAGCCUGGAGCCGGGAAAACGAAUUGCCGCCAUGGUGGUGGUUGAUGACGAGCUGCGGCAUGCUGUUGAGGUUCGACCUUAUUAAUCGGAGGCUUCCCAAGCUGUGCACCUUGUCAUCAAAGAAGGGCUAGAGGCUUACCUACCGCUGGCAGCUAUGGUGGACGUCGCGAAAGAGAUGAAUAGGCUGUCCAAGCAAGCGGCAAAGCUGCAAGAUACAGUGGGAGAUUGUGAAAAAAAGCUCUCGUCACAAAAGUUCGUAGAGAAGGCUCCGGAGACUGUCGUGCAGGAUGUCAGAAACAAGGCAGCUGAGGCGGCAGAGAAACUCACAAUCAUCAACGAGCGGUUAAAGCAAUUGGCAGCGAUAGCACAGUAGAGUCCAGUUUGUCGCUGUCCGGCUUUUUUUUUUUUUUAACUCACUUUUAAGUUUUAACUAUACAGUAACUUUUUUGAAGUUUUUCACUUUUUACUCUCUCUUUUUUUUCUGCACUACUCUGUUUUUAACUUUUUAACUUUUUACUAACUUUUCGUUGUCCGGCUUUUUCUUUUAACUCACUUUUAACUAUACAAUAACUUUUUUCAUUUUGUUUUUUACUCUUUCUUUUUUUUCCCCACUACUGUGUUUUUAACUUUGAGGGGAAGAGUUAAAAGGAUGGCCUGAGCGAGGAGCCCACAGGGGUGGUUGUCAAUACAGCAGGCAAGCCCCUCUAAUGUGAGUAGCAGGGAGCAUAUGUAGAGGAUGAGAAAUGGGUGUGUGUAGGAGAGUGGGCAUGGGUAUACACAGCAGAAGCCUCGUCUGCAAAGCAGAUUCCGACUGCCCCAGUACAGCGAGGCAAAAGUUUUUUCAGCUGAAACAGGGGGGAGAGGGAGAGGGAGAGGGAGAAGGGGGGUGGGGGGGAAGUGAGUGGUACAACGUAGAAAUGGGUUAGCCAGUCGUGGGAAGGGUGUAAAAUGAGGGGAGCCGAAGCGUUGGAAUGGGGGAGAAGCACGUGAGCCGAAGAGUAGAAGACUGAUAGGAAAUUGCUCGAUAAGAUAAGAUUUCUGUCAUUUUGAAUUUUUGACAUUUCAAUGGAUUUUUAUUAUUUUUUAAUAUUUUCUCUGCUGCAUCUAAUCUUUCCCUCUCCAAGCAAAUGAAGGUGGCUUCUGAUC